UCGAGUCAUUCGCAAAUAAAAAUUAGCAUUAAAAUGUCUAAAUUUCGGCUAACCAGUGCUCUUUGCGGAUAUAUUCUUGUGGUCAACUUGAUUGUUAAUGAUGCAGCUAUAUUUAAGUUCACAAAUGUGGCUUGCGAGACCUAUAAUAAAUCAUGGGUUACUUUUUCACAAUGCCGGUUAAAAGCUGUAAGUCGGGAUCGGGUUUUUUUGAAUAUUCGAGCAUACAUACAUUAUCCAGCGCAUAGAAUAAUGGUUCACGGGAAAAUUUUCAAAAGGGCCAAUGGCUAUAAGCCAUGGCUGUAUGAUAAAAAAGUUGAUGCUUGCGCUUUUAUUCGCCGAAAAUCCAACCCCCUCGUUCUUUUAGUCUAUAAUUUUUUCAAAGAUUUUUCUAAUAUCAACCACACCUGUCCUUACGAGGGUGAACAGAUUAUAAAGGAUUUGUACUUGCAACAAGAUCUAUUACGCGUACCUCUUCCCAGUGGCGAUUAUAUGUUGACCCUUCAGUGGUACUUCGAUAAAAAGCCCCAAUUCGACACAAAUGUUUCCUUCUCGUUUGUCGAAAAUAUUAUACCUUAAACAAAUCAUAGAAACACAUUCUUUA
Drosophila ananassae is the source of this 601-nucleotide messenger RNA. RefSeq lists its product as uncharacterized. The coding region runs from base 34 to 576 and encodes 180 amino acids. The record is from RefSeq and is a predicted model, not a curated record. Lineage: Eukaryota; Metazoa; Arthropoda; Insecta; Diptera; Drosophilidae. The transcript has 3 exons.